Molecule: messenger RNA, 234 nt
Organism: Prorocentrum cordatum
Lineage: Eukaryota; Dinophyceae; Prorocentrales; Prorocentraceae
Source: the annotation of a GenBank genome assembly
GCGGCGAUCUCCCACGGCGACACCGACGACAACACCUGCACGGAGUUCACGUGGGAGUGGCAGCGCUCCAACGGGGACUGGGGCCAGUACUCCGUGAGCCAGUCGCACCACAUCGAGAAGGCGUGGCGGGAGGGCGCCUCCCGGGUGCGACUGCGGAGCACCGCGGCCGCGGCGCCGCUGGAGAUCUUCCUCGUCGACAUGAAGCAGCUGGACCCCAUGUCGGGGCGCUGCAGG